Molecule: messenger RNA, 1368 nt
Organism: Charadrius vociferus (killdeer)
Lineage: Eukaryota; Metazoa; Chordata; Aves; Charadriiformes; Charadriidae
Gene: MIEF2
Product: mitochondrial elongation factor 2
Exons: 4
Coding region: 1-1368 (455 amino acids)
Biological process (GO): positive regulation of mitochondrial fission; mitochondrion organization
Cellular component (GO): mitochondrial outer membrane
Source: RefSeq, a predicted model, not a curated record
AUGGGUUGGGGGGCAGAUGCAGGCCCGCCGCGGAGGCGGCGGGAUGACAGCGGGCUGGGCAGCGUCCUCGACCUGCUGUUGGCCAACGCCAGGCUGGUGCUGGGAGUCACCGGCGCGGCCGUGCUCGCCAUCGCCACGCUGGCCGUCAAGCGGCUGAUAGACCGAGCUACCAGCCCUCGCGACGAAGGCGAUCCCAAAGCCGAGCAGAAGACCCUGGAGGAGAGCUGGCAAGACUUGGCCUUGAUCAAGGUGACACCAAAACCACCGAAGAAGCAGAGAAGGGAAGAUCUCAGCGAGCCUCUGCUCUCUCCGGUUCGGCCGCCGCUGCCAGAGCCCAGGGCCUGCUUUGUCCCUCUGGAGACCCCUCGGGUUGAAUCCAGCCCUCCGCGCUGCCUCACGCUGCAGGAGAAGCUCCUCUCCCACUACAGCAGCCGGCUGGCCGGGCCCGAGGUGCAAGUGUCCCUCACCCCGCAGCUGGCCAGGAGCAUCUGCGCCCAACUGCAGAACUUCCUACGGAGUAAGUGCCCAGAGCUGCCCUUUGGCAGCCUCUUCCUCAGCGGUCCCCUGCUCGAUGGUCUUGAGGCUCUCACAGCUGACCACAUCCACCUCAUGCUGCCGGUGGUCCUCGAUGCCACGCUCUGGAGCCUCAUCCCAGGAGAGGACACCGUGGUGAGGAACCCCCAGUACUGGAUGAUCAAGAGGACUGAUCUGGAGUAUUUCCCUCGUGGGUGUAGCCCCUGGGACAGGUUCAUUGUGGGCCGGUACCUCUCCUCCAAUGCGCUCAACGAGACCCUCCACAAGAUGCUGGUGGCCUCCAUCAACUGGCCUGCCAUAGGCAGCCUGCUGGGGAGCAUCAUCCACCCGGUUGUGGCCUCCCAGGAGCUGAAGCUGGAAGUCAAACAUGAUCAGGUUGAGCUGAGCAUCACCCUCUUCCCGGUGGUGGAAAUGGAGGACAAGGUUCUUCUGGCUGCUCCUCCUGAAGGACUGGUGGAAAACCUCUGGCUUGAGAGCUUUUACAGGGCAGAGGUCUCAAGGGUGAAGGAGCUGGAUGCCGGUGACUCCGGAGCUCGGCAGCACUGCCUCCGCAUCCUGAAUGGCGUCUGCAAGAGCCAUCCUGUCCUGCACAAACUGAGUGGCAGCCCCUUGACCCAUGUUGUCCUUCACCUCAGUGCCACCAGUUUGGACUGGGCAGAAGAAAGCCUUGCUGACAGGUUCCAGCAAGUGCUUGAGGAGCUGAUAGGCUACCUGGAGAAAGGGGUCCUGCCUUCCUAUUUCAACCACAAAAUCAACCUUUUCUGUGAGCUGUUGGAAGAGGAAAUCGAUGAGAUGGGCUUCAUGCUCUACCGGGCCAUAUCUGAGCCCUGCUGA